GACCAAAAUAUUACAUGCCUCAUAGUUGGGAAACCAAACAUGUAAUUUAUUCGCAUACUUUUAAUUCAGUAACCUAAUUUCUAAAUAAAGAAAAAUAGUAUAACUCAAUAUUGAGCCAUCAUCCUAAAUAUGAGGCGUUACAAGGAUUCGGUAAACAUAUGGUGCAAAAAAUAAAUAAAUAAAUAAAUUGACGUGUUGUACAUAGAGGAUAAUUUGCCCUCCCAUAGUAAUUAAAAUUCACACGAUAUAAGGUGGAGCAUUUUUUAAAAAUUUUAAAUCUUUAAUGUCGAAUUCUAAAAUUAGAUGAUCCAAAUAAAAUUUAGGCACAUUUAGAGAGUCGCAAUGCAAUUCAACCUUUAAAUAUCCCAACAUAAUAUCUUUUUUUCUUGACUUACUUUUUCUUAAAAAUAAAUUUAAUUAAAAAUAUAAAGCAAUUUAAUUUUGAACUUGAAAUGAUUGAUAUCAAUUAUCAAUCUUUUUACCCUUGCGCUAGGGUCGGUGAAUCAAGUCAACAGGAUAUUUCUAAUUAAAGCACUCUUCAUCCUCUUCACCGAAGCCGGCCACUUGGUCCGAAGAUGGAAGAGCUUCUCAUCGUCCUCUCCUCUUCACGGAUAUGGCAGAAUUUGUCGGGAUGAAGGUUAGCGAGUGGUUCGCGUUCUACGUUCUAGAUAGGCUGGUCAGCAAGGUCUUCUCCUACUUCUCCGGGCGAUGCGAUCUGCUGAAAGGCGUGGAGGACAUGCUGCGGGACGUGGAGGAUCGGCUUCCGCGCAUCCGAGCGGUGAUCGACGCGGCCGAGGGGAUGCCCGUCAGGGAUCCGGCGCUGGCCAAAUGGAUAGCCGAGCUCAAAGACGCCGCGUACGCGGCCGACGACGUCGUGGACGAGUUCGAGUUCAGAGAGCUGCACGACAGAUUGCACCCGCGGGGCAAGGUGGGUGAGCUAUCAUCCUCGGCUCACAAACUUCUCGCGCAUUUUACCUUCUCGGACGAGGACCUCAUUAAAAGCUUGAAGAAUCUUGUAGAGAAUCUUGAUAAAAUUUAUGCCGACAUAGGCCACAGGGAAUUGAAGCUGGAUCAGUACUGCAAAGAUAAGAAGGAAGCCACCGCGGCCUGCAGGGAGACCAGCUCGUUCAUGCUGGAAGACAAGGUGUUUGGGAGGGACAAAGAGACACAGAUGAUGCUAGAUCUGCUGCUCAGCGCAGGCGAGCCGGCUGAUCGUGGUGGCGCCACUACAUGCAGCAGUGCAGCGGGGAGCAGCAGCGGUCCUGGUCUUGCCGUUCUUCCGAUCGUAGGUAUAGGAGGAGUCGGCAAGACAACUCUUGCGCAGCUUAUCUACAAUGAUCCAAGGGUAGCCCAGCACUUUCAGCUUCGGAGGUGGGUCUACGUCUCUGACAAUUUCGACGUGAAAAGGAUCUCCAAAGAGCUGGUGCAUGGGGGGAUUGCCGAUCCUCGCUUCGUCGAUAUCAGUUUAGAUGAGGCUCUAGUGAAGGUCACGGAUGCCACUAGGAAUGAAAGGUUCUUGUUCGUACUCGAUGACGUGUGGGACGAGAGAGGAAUCAAGUGGAAGGAGCUCCGUAGUGCAUUGAAAUUCGGGUUGAAAGGAAGUGUUGUUUUAGUAACUACUCAAAGCCCGGUUGUGGCAGAUCUUAUGGGGACCGUGGAACCGAUUGAGUUGAAGUGCUUGGAGGACUACGACUAUUGGGAGCUCUUUGAACACUACGCGUUUGGCGAUCAGGAUCAGCUUGACGGGAGCAAGCGGAAAAGGCUGCAAUUAAUUGGUCAAGAAAUAUCGAAAAAGCUACACGGCUUACCGCUUGCAGGAAAGGUGCUCGGAACUCUGCUCCAAUCCGAACAACAAGAGGGGUACUGGAGAUCAAUCUCCGAAAGCGAGUGGUGGAAGCAAGAACUUGCGCUAGAUAGCAUCCUUCCAUCUCUUGGAUUGAGCUAUCAGCACUUGACCACGAACCAGAAACAAUGCUUUGCUUACACUUCUAUAUUCCCGAGGGGUUACGAAUUCGAGAAGGAACAACUGGUCCACAUGUGGAUUGCACAGGGAUUUAUCCAAUUCGACUCCGACCAGAGAACCAGACCGGAGGACUCAGGCAAUCGUAUGUUUGAUGAGUUAGCCAACAGGCACUUCUUUUUUCCUACGAUGCAUAACAAGUUUGUGAUGCAUGAUCUGAUCAGAGACUUGGCCGUGUAUGUUUCGUUGGAUGAAUGUUAUGCGGUCAAUGAGUGGCCGGUAAAGUUUCCAGCGACUGUUCAUCACUUAACUCUUAAUACAGAUAAUCUAGAUGUGCUAAGGGACGUCCCCAAGUUUCAAAGAUUACGAUCUAUCAUAUUUUUUCGAGAAUAUGAUUCUUCAGAACUUGAUGAGAUUCUCGAAGGAAUCUUAAAGAAUCUCAAAAGCCUGCGAGUGCUAGAUUUGUCACACAGCGGUAUACAAAUAAAAAAGUUACCAGAUGCUAUCUGUGACCUAUCACAUCUUCGGUACCUAGAUAUUUCGUGCACUGGUAUCAGGCAAUUUCCAAAACAGUUUUCCAGGCUUUGCCAUCUACAGGUUCUUAACUUGCAGCGCUGUCGCUUUAAGAAGAUGCCUGAAGGAAUGAAUAGACUAAUAAAUAUGCGACAUUUAUACGCAGGAGCUGAAACAAUUGCUCUAAUUGAUGGGAUCGGGAGACUUACCGACCUUCAGGAGUUGGAAGAAUUCCGCAUCACAAGGAAGAGAGGACACCGGAUCGAAGAGUUGAAGGGACUGAGAAACCUCCGGAGGCGACUUGUUAUACAAAAUCUUGAGAGUGUGGAAAGUAGGGAGGAGGCCAUGGCAGCCGACUUAAAGAACAAAGAAUACCUUAAUGCACUAUGCUUGAAUAGGAAGCCUGAUGUAAAAGGCCAGUGUGAUCUGGAGGAGCAAAUGUUUGAAGGCCUAGAACCACAUUACAGUCUUAAAAAUCUUACAAUUCGGCAUUAUGGAGGUGCGACACUUCCAAAUUGGCUGGCAAAGAAGCAGCAUCUCACCAAUCUAGAAUCUGUUUACCUAAGCAACUGUGCUAGGUGCGCGAGUCUGCCACCCCUCGGGCAUCUUCCUUUUCUCAAGGUCCUCCACAUUAGCAUGAUGCCUGCAGUUAAACGAAUCGGAGUUGAAUUCUAUGGGGAUGCUGAUCAAGUCUUUCCAUCACUCGAGGAUCUCAGCUUUACCGACUUGAAGGAAUGGGAAGAAUGGGAAGAGUGGCCUCACACCGAAGGUCGGCAAUUUUUCCCUCGACUCCGUCUAGUCCACAUUUUCACUUGCUGGAAGCUGAGAAAAGUCCCACUUCAUUACUUAAGUUCAGCAGUGAUUGAGCUCAGAAUUCGUGGGUGUGGUGACUUGGGCGGUGCCCUGCCUCGAUGUCUACAGAGCCUAACCUCCCUCAUCAUCCUAGAAUUGAGUAACUACCCACAUAGAACAUCAGUUUGUCUGUCUAACCUAAGGCAUCUAGAGUUGUUGAAACUCGGAUGGUCAGAGUUUAGCCUACUUACCGGGUUUCGGUCCCUCACUAGCCUGAAAGAUUUGCAAAUUGGAGGAUGCCCCAAGGUGAAUGAUUUCAUGCAGACUGAGCUGCCAUAUGAGGAUCCAGAUCUGAGAUCACUCUCUUUUUUCAGCACGGACGAUAUCCCUUUCAACAAUGUGUGGAUCACACUAGGAACUGCCCGCUCCCUCCGUUAUAUUAUCCUUCAGAACUGCGAUCAUCUUGCUUGCUUCAAGGUAGAGCAGGAAGAAUGGUUCCAGAAGCUAAUCUUACUCGAAGAACUAUCAUUCUUGGCGUGUCGAAAUUUGCAAAGCCUUCCUACUUCUCUAGUAACCUUUUCCUCCAUCAAGAAGUUGUCCAUAGGCCUCUGCCCUGAGAUUAAAUCACUGCCAGAGAAUGGCCUACCAGCUUCGCUUAAAGAAUUGCGCAUCUGGGGGUGCCCAUCGCUGAAGGAGCGCUGUGUAAAGGAUCAAGGACUAGACUGGCAACUUAUUGCUCACGUUCCUUUUAUAUUCAUAGAUGGUGAAACCGUACAAAUUCUGUGAGAGAGUAGUUAAGCUAACUAAUUAAUCAGUUUCUUUAUCUGGUACUGAGUUUCAUUACUUUCUUUCUAAUAUUUGUGUUUUUUUGUACAUCUGUUUUCACGAUUCAUAAGUUAUGUAUAUUUCAAUACAUAGUUAUAUUCAUAUAGUUAAAGAUAA
Molecule: messenger RNA, 4207 nt
Organism: Ananas comosus (pineapple)
Lineage: Eukaryota; Viridiplantae; Streptophyta; Magnoliopsida; Poales; Bromeliaceae
Product: putative disease resistance protein RGA1
Exons: 1
Coding region: 614-4051 (1145 amino acids)
Biological process (GO): defense response to other organism
Molecular function (GO): ADP binding
Source: RefSeq, a predicted model, not a curated record